AUGGCCCAAGAAGUGAUUCAGGUUCUCGCAAAGGAAGAAGGCCUGACUAUCGUCCGGGAGUUGACGGACCAGCGUCUCCGCACCGCGGCCGCCGAUACCAGUACUAUGCAGAAAAGGACUGCGUGGACGAACGAGUUGCUGCCGCUCUUUCGAAUUCUAGCUCACCCUAGAGUUGUGGAUUCAGCCAUUCUUGAACAAGAAGUUGCUUUGGGUAGCGAAGGUGGUUCAAGGAUGUCGGCUGUCGAGCUGGCCCUCGCCGUGUUGAGCAAGCUGAUGGACUGCAACACAAACAGCAUGCUCAUCGACGGCCUCGUCUCCGUCGUGGACCGACUGGCCAGCUUUGUUGAAGAUACCUCUGACGACGAUUACUUCAGGCGCCAGUCACUCAACUACCUUGGUUAUGUGCGGCAACGACUUGGGCUGGGCGAAGCGCUUAUGGAACGGCCGGCUGAACAGCAUCGCCCAGUCCAACGAACCGAAUUCGUUCUAAGGAGGGAUCUUCCCGGUCAGCUCUCGGCCGAAGGGCCGCGGCAUGACAAUGACCACGCCGACAUUGCCGACAUCAAGAUCAUGCCGACCAGGGAUGAGAUCGCAUCUGUUCGUAGCGAGUAUCUGCCGACCACCGACCCAGCCCAGUUCCACCGCCCAGGCAUCCGUGGUCGCCUUGACCGCGAGUUUCGCUUGCUGCGUGAGGACACUGUCGGUGUUCUGAGGGACGCCAUCCGUAUACAGCUUGAAGCUUUGAAGUCACCCCAACACGCUCAAGCUAAACGAUCGAAGGAUGGCCUUCGCACAUUCACUUAUCGUAAUGCGCAAGUCAACCACAUUGCUCUCGAUCAGCAAAAGCUCGACUUCGUCAUUCAGUUCGACCAACCCGUACCCAACAUGUCUCGGGAACGGCGUCAGGAAUGGUGGAGUCAUUCAAGGAGACUACAACCUGGGGCCCUAGUCGCUGUCAUCUCAACCUCGGGGUCGGUACUCUUUUUCACUGUGGCCCAGUCAACGCUUCAUAGCCCGAACAAACCUCAACCGUCAGAAACGACCCUAGCGAAAUCGAGUCUGUCCUUGUCCGCGGAUGCCAAUCAUGCGUAUGUCCACCUGAACCUUGUCGAAAUGGGGCGCGGAGGGUUCUACCAAGCCCUGGGUUGGUAUCGCAACAACAGACGACAUGAUGUUCGGUGUCUGGUUGAAUUUCCUGGCGUCCUCCUUCCUUCUUUCCAACACACCCUCGCGGCUCUGCAAGAGAUGUCGAAAAACCCCCGUCUGCCAUUCGCCAGCUUGAUUGCUCCAGACAGUAAAGAACCCGAAGAGAACAAUCUCCAGUCCGUUCCGCCUCCCCACUACGCCACGAAGCCGGGAUUCUUCUUCGACCUUAGGUGUCUAACAAAGUCUCGCUCGCCCCUACGGUCCUCCAUACGCAACCCGCUGGAUGCUGCCCAGCUGGCAGAAGACUCGAAGCUUGACCUGACACAAGCCCGUGCGCUGCUGGAUGCCCUGCACCGUGGGCUUGCCCUGAUCCAAGGGCCUCCCGGGACGGGCAAGAGUUUUACUGGAGAAAACAUCAUCCGUGUGCUGCUUUCUAACAAGGGUAAGGCCGAACUGGGACCCAUACUAUGCGUCUGCUAUACCAACCAUGCCCUUGACCAACUCCUCGAGCACCUCGAUGACGGGAAAACCCAGAUCAUCCGGAUCGGCUCCCGCUCCAAAUCCGAGAAGUUGGAGCAAUGCAACCUCCGCGUGGUGGCCAGAAACGCGGAUCGCACGUUCUCUGAAAGGAGCGCCUUGCGAAAAGAACGAGAUGUCCAAGACGAGCUGGCUAUGGAUCUCGACGACUUGCUCCGGCGGCUAGAGACGUCAAACAGAUGGCAAGCCCUGAAGAUGCACCUUCGGGAGUCUCAUUGGAAGUAUCAUGAUGAGCUCUUCGGUCAGGUGGAUGAAGAUGAUUUCCAAACGGUCGUCCGUCAGCCAGAACGAGUCGUAGAACGUUGGCUCCAAGGUGGCCAGAAGGGUGAUAGCGCUGAGCAACGGACCGGAACUCAGCUGGGUAGCUCCAAUAUCAGACAGGAGAUUACCGGGAGAUUGUCCGAUUUGACACACAAUCAACGACGCACCCUCUACCAGGAAUGGCUCAGGGAAAUGCAUGACUCCAUUAUAACGGACAUUGUUGACAGCUACAAGGAUUACCAAUCGUCCAAGAACCGGUGUGACAAGGUGCAUUGCGAGGUUGAUCUCCGAUGCUUGGAUGAGGCCGACAUCGUCGGAGUCACGACGACCGGGCUGGCGAAGAAUCUUGCCCUUUUCCAGAAGCUACGGUGCAAAGUGAUAAUCUGCGAGGAAGCUGGCGAAGUCCUCGAGGCACAUACUUUGACCGCGCUCCUGCCUUCGGUCGAGCACGCCAUCUUGAUUGGGGACCAUCUCCAGCUGCGGCCGCAGAUUCAAAACGAUGGGCUCAAAAGCACCAACUCUUACGGUGUUCAGUAUUCGCUCGACCUUUCCCUGUUUGAACGCCUUGUCCGUCCUCUUCACUCUACGGACCCCGUGCUUCCCUUCAGUUCUCUCGACACGCAGCGGCGGAUGCAUCCCGACAUUGCUGAACUUGUUCGGUCAACUCUCUACCCGAACCUGGAGGACGGCGGUGACGUGGCCAGCUACCCGGGAGUUACGGGGAUGAGAGAGCGUCUCUUUUGGUUUCACCAUGAACACCUCGAGGAUGGGGCGGCCAGUUCGGAUCCCCAUUCUACUUCUCACUCCAACGAAUUUGAGAUCCAGAUGACCAUUGCCUUGGUACAGCAUCUGGUCCGGCAAGGUUCAUACGGCCCGGACGAUAUUGCCGUCAUCACUCCGUACCUCGGCCAGCUCUUCCGCCUCCGCCGUAAAAUGCAAGGCCUGUUUGAAAUUUCGGUCGGCGAAAGGGAUCUGGAAGACCUUGCAAAUAUUGGAUUCGAUACUGCCCCAACGACUGCGGAGGCUGCACGGAAGACGCCUGUGUACAAAACAUCGCUGCUCAAGAGCGUGCGGGUAGCCACUGUGGACAACUUCCAAGGCGAAGAGGCCAAAGUAGUCAUCAUAUCGCUGGUGCGGAGCAACACGCUGAAUAAGUGCGGCUUUCUAAGCACCAGCAACCGCAUUAAUGUCCUUCUUUCCAGGGCUAAGCACGGCAUGUAUAUCCUGGGCAACUCGGCGACGUACGAGAGCGUUCCCAUGUGGGUCAAGGUCCUUGACAUUCUUCGGGGUUCCGGAAAGUUUGGUACGAAACUGGAACUGCAAUGUCCGCGCCACCCUGACAUGCCUGUGGCGGUUUCGGAGCCCGAUCAUUUCCUGCAAUUCUCUCCUGAAGGAGGCUGCCUUCGUCACUGCGAGAAGCGUCUCGACUGCGGCCAUGCCUGCAUCAGCCGCUGCCACUCAGACGUUCUUCACAGUGCAGUCAAGUGCUUAGAGCCCUGUCCCAGGCAGAAACAGGGCUGCAAUCAUCCAUGUCGACGGGUAUGCGGAGAGCAGUGCGAACCCAAGUGUACCGAGAAGCUCACGGAUCUCUGGCUGAUCCUCAAGUGCUCCCACGUCGUAACCUCCGCAGUUUGCUGGCGUGCCCAGGAUCCGUCCUCUAUCACUUGCACCAAGGUUGUUGACCGCGUCGUGCCUGGAUGCAAGCAUCAAGUCCGGGAACCGUGUCAUGUAGACGUUGGUGCCGGCGCUUUCCGCUGUCCAGCAAUGUGCGGUUCUGCCCUUCCUUGCGGCCAUUCCUGCAAACGAAACUGCUCUGAAUGCAAGAAAUGGAAAGACGGAAAGGUGGACAAAGAGGAUCACGGCACAUGCGCGCAGCUCUGCGGGAGAAAAUAUUCAACUUGUCGGCAUGCUUGCUCCGCGUCCUGCCACCCCGAUAAGCCUUGUCCGCCCUGCUCGGCUGACUGUGAAUGCCACGAGCCGUGUGUGCCUUGUGCCGAACAAUCAUGCUCCUCUUACUGUGAGCAUACCAGGUGUACAAUGCCUUGUGCUGCACCUUGCGACUGGGUUCCUUGUUCCAGACGCUGUGCCAAAAUCAUGACCUGUGGGCAUCAAUGUCCCUCGGUCUGUGGCGAGGCUUGCCCAGGGCCGGUGUUUUGUCAGACAUGCGGAACUGAAGAUAUCAAGGGAAGCGUUGUCGACUUCGUCGAGGGCCUCGAAUUCCGGGAGGUCAACCUUGACGAGGAUCCAUGCCUCUUCCCCGAUUGUGGCCACUUUGUCACCAUGAGCAACAUGGACGGCAUCAUGGACAUGACGUCACACUACACCAUGUCUGACUCCGAGCCCCGACAUCCCUUAGCCAUUGCCAAGGCCUCCAGCCCAUUUUCGAUGGACGAAGUCAAAGUGUGUCCGACCUGCCGGGGUUCCCUCCGAAAUAUUGGUCGAUACGGCCGCAUCGUCCGCCGAGCCAUGCUCGAUGAGGCAACGAAGAAGUUCAUCACCUGGUCAAACGCCGAAUUCUUGAAAUUGGUCACGCUGUUGGUUGAUGAGCAGCACAAACUUGACCAGACUCACCCUGGAAAAUCUGCACAGCCUCAGGAAGCAGCAAAGGGCCUACCAAAACAGAUAAUUACAACGUCUGCGAGGCUGAAGCAGAUAUGGAUAGUGCGUAAUUGGGACGGUAGCAGAAGAUACGCAUCCCUGAUCCAGCUAUGGCAUCAAAUCAGCGGUCACCUGGCUAAGGUGCGGAAGGAGGAGCAGCCGUUCCAGCGAGUGGCCGACUUUGUGCAGCAUGCUGCUCGACAGCGAGGCGACAGUGGGAGCGGCUUCUCCUUCGACGAGGCCAGUAUCAUCCAAGCGAAAGGCCAGCUUCAAGCAAUGGCCCUGCUGCUCAAGUGCGAGGCUGCGUUGUUCACAGAUGCCAUGAAACAGGACCAAGCACGCAAGGACCGCGCCCUUGGCAGGGUGAAUGCUGGGAUACCAGCCCUCGACUUCUCGCUGCACGUUAAGAACUGCGAACAGCUGAUUGCUGCUGCGAGGCAAAGGAUGUAUCCCCAACUUCAAAUCGAAGGCCACGUGUGCUUUGCACGGUUUAGUGCUCUUGUCUGCCACAAUCUGGCAGCGGCGACUUCUCAUACCUCUGAGCCUUCUGACCAGGGCCGGGCUAGUACUUCAUGUCCAGCUCCUCAAGAGAUCGAGCGGCUUCGCAAGCAUGCUCUGGAACAUCUGCAGUCAGCAUGGAAGAUUGUCGAGACGAACCCAUCGACGGAGAUUUUGAAGGCGGAAAUUGACGCGGCUGAGCGAAUGGUCAACGACGGAGUGUUUUACACGGCUGUCAGCGCAAACGAGUUGAAAGACGUGUACAAUGCCAUGGCGGCCGAGUUUCGCGGGACUGGACACUGGUACACCUGUGCCAACGGACACCCGUUUACCAUUGGCGAUUGCGGCUUGCCCCGACAGCUUGCUCGGUGUCCAGAGUGUACGGCGCCGAUUGGUGGGGAGCAGUACCAGACUGCGGAGGGAGUGAGACGGGCAGAUGAGAUAGAGAGAUUGGCGGGUAGAUUGGGAGGGCUGAGAAUGGGAGAUGUCUAG
Canariomyces notabilis is the source of this 5532-nucleotide messenger RNA. RefSeq names its product P-loop containing nucleoside triphosphate hydrolase protein. Gene Ontology annotation, biological process: regulatory ncRNA-mediated heterochromatin formation. Gene Ontology annotation, cellular component: nuclear RNA-directed RNA polymerase complex; nucleus. NCBI's taxonomy places the organism in Eukaryota, Fungi, Ascomycota, Sordariomycetes, Sordariales, Chaetomiaceae. Gene Ontology annotation, molecular function: helicase activity; zinc ion binding. The record is from RefSeq and is a predicted model, not a curated record. Bases 1 to 5532 code for a protein of 1843 amino acids. The transcript has 5 exons.